CGAUUCGGGCUCAGCCCUGGUUCGCAGCCCCGGCCCGGCCCGGCGGAGGGCGGGGGCCCGGCCCGGCCGCGCCUCCUCGGUGCAGCACGGUCAUGGCGGGGCUGGAGGCGCUGUACGCCUCGGCCCGGGCCGCCGUGUCCCGGCCGCAGGAUGCGCUGCUCUGCGGCCUCCACUGGGAGCUGGUCCGGCACGGCUACCGCUGCCUCGGCGCCGGGGAGCAGCCACGUCCCGAUGAAAGAAAGUCGGAGCUGCUGCCCGCUGGCUGGGAAGCCAACAAGGAGGUGUACACGCUGCGCUACAAGUCCACAGAUGAUGCCCGUGAGCUGCUGCUUAAGGCCAUCAUGGUGGAGGACAGUAUGAUCGUCAAUGUCAUGGAUCGCACUUCUCAGAAGGUGGCGGACGUGACCUUGGCGGUGGCCGACUACAUCAACCCAGAGCACCUGGAUGAUUUCCACAAGGUGUACAAGAACAUGGAGGAGCUGAGGACAAAGAUUGCUUCGGGUAUCAUCGCUCCCCUCGGAGGCCCUGCAGAAAAGGACGACAAGGAGCCCGUGGCAGAGAAGGACCCUGUCUUGCCCAAGGAUUACGACCCCCUCAGGGCUCCUCCCCGGCAGCCUGCAGGCACGAGAGCACCGUCCUGGCCUCGUCCUUUGAACCCCUUUGCUGUUGGUGGGGAAGACCUGGACCCUUUCGGAGGUCGGAGCGGGGGAAUGAUCGUCGAUCCUCUCCGGUCCGGGUACCGGCAGCCGGGCAUUGACCCGUCGACAGGCCUGCCCAGCCGCCUUCCCCCGGGAGCAGUUCCACCAGGAGCCAGAUUCGACCCCUUUGGCCCCGUAGGGCUGGCAGGGCAGGCCAGAUCUGACCACCUCCCCCCUCCGGGCUAUGACGAAAUGUUCAUGUGAGGACUCACCAAGUGGUUUCUCAGCUGGCUGCAGCCAGAGCAGUCUCCCGGGGAGCAGGAGGCACUUUCCCCUCUUCGCUUCCCUCCUUGGUGGACUUAGAUCUUUUCAGCAGCGUUUUUCCUCUCCUCGCUCGGGGCCAUGUUCCCGUGCUUCAGCCCGGCUAUAAAGGUGUCCAUAUGUGCAGAACAGAAGAGGGGCAGUAGGUCUGUUUCUUUCUGUGCUCCUCCGAGGGUGCCCAGCUGUGGGCCAUGCAGCAGCGUGGGCCUGCCCCGUGCAGGGGCAGCGUGGGGAGCGCUGUGGCGUGCUGGGAGCAGCCCCGGGCCGUCAGGUUCCCUCUGUUUCUUGGGGUGGGCGUCGCUUUCGCUGCUGGGGUUACACGUGCAGUUGGUGCUAGGGAGGGAACCGGUUCCCCAUGCAGAGGUGUUUUUUUCAUGUGCUUUUUAUCUGAGCAAGGAGCUGAUCAUCGUGAAGGCCUAAAGCCUGUCCCACGGGGUCUCUGUGGUGCAGGACCCCUGGCAGCGGCUCAGAUCAGCUUUGCAUGGCCGGUGCCCGCUGGAUGUAACAACACCAACACCAGGCCGUUAACGUGCACGAGAAGAGAGAGAUGGAAUUCCUGGCUUUGCCUGGCCCCUGCAGCCACGCUGUCCUUCAGUCCGGGGCCUGCAACAUCAAACCUGCAGGCAGGCAGCGUGGAGGGUGCCCGUCUGGCACCGUGGGGCUGCCGUGGGAAGGAGGGGACUUGGUGCCAGCGUGGCCACCGGGUCCGGCAUUGGCUGUUUGGGCCCGGCGGAGCUGAAGGAUUUGGGAUUUGCUCUGCUGCAGGGCUGUAUAGGACCACGACUCCCUGCUGUCAGUCCCCGUGGCAUGAGGCUGGUGCGGUUCUGCUCGGAUGGACCCUGCUGCCAUUCACCGAACACAGCCCGGGGAGGAAGGGUGAGAUCUGCACGGCUCGGGAUCCGCAGCUCUUUCUGGAACCCGCCCCGUGUCAGGUAGUUUGGGGGCUGCAGCUCACCGGGUUCAUGCUUUGUUCUCGUGGUUGAUUUCUUGGAAGGGACGUUGAGUUUGAAAUAAAAACUGACAACAA
Messenger RNA from Cygnus olor (mute swan), 1986 nucleotides. RefSeq names its product proteasome inhibitor subunit 1 (gene PSMF1). Lineage: Eukaryota; Metazoa; Chordata; Aves; Anseriformes; Anatidae. The record is from RefSeq and is a predicted model, not a curated record. Gene Ontology annotation, biological process: proteasome-mediated ubiquitin-dependent protein catabolic process. Gene Ontology annotation, molecular function: endopeptidase inhibitor activity; proteasome binding.